UGGUUAUACAAUGUGUUAUACAAGGGGGCACAUCACUUGCUCUCGCCCCGCCCUUGCAUCAUUGCUAAGAUGGCGGCGGUGGCCUGUAGGGGGGUUCGCACCGUGCUCGGGAAAUCAGCUGGCACUUCUAUUCUAACACAUCAGAGUGCCAAGUUCUCCACCCUGAGGGACAUGGCCACCGCUAGGAAAGCCGUGUUGGCUGCGAUGGGUGUGGUGGGAGGCGGUGCGGCAGGGCUGGCAUACGCUCUCAACCAGUCCGUGAAGGCGUCCGAUCUUGAGCUCCACACCGCUAAGUUCCCCUGGUCACAUGAUGGCGUCUUCUCAUCUCUGGACCACGCCUCCAUUCGCCGUGGCUAUGAGGUGUACAAGAAUGUGUGUGCCGCCUGCCAUUCCAUGAAGUACAUUGCCUUCCGUAACUUGGUGGGUGUGUCCCACACUGAAGCGGAGGCCAAGGAGGAGGCCAUGGGUGUGCAGAUUGAUGAUGGCCCCGAUGAUGAGGGCAUGAUGUUCAAGAGGCCUGGCAAGCUCUCUGACUACUUCCCCAACCCUUACCCCAACGAUGAGGCCGCUCGCUCUGCCAACAACGGUGCUCUGCCCCCAGAUCUCUCUUACAUUACCUCAGCCCGCCACGGAGGGGAGAACUACAUCUUCUCACUGCUGACCGGCUACUGUGACCCACCAGCGGGUGUCAGCGUCAGGGAAGGCCUCUACUACAACCCUUACUUUGUGGGAGGUGCUAUCGGCAUGGCUCAGGCACUCUACAAUGAGGUGAUGGAAUACAGCGACGGCACACCAGCCACUGCCUCCCAGAUGGCCAAGGAUGUGUCCGUGUUCCUGAAGUGGGCCGCUGAGCCUGAGCACGACGACCGCAAGAAGAUGGCCCUGAAGGCAUUGAUGAUGUUCUCCAUGCUGUUCAGUAUAACCUACUACAUCAAGAGACAUAAGUGGGCCGUACUGAAGAGCAGGAAGAUCGCCUACAAGCCUCCACAGUAGUAGCCAACUUACUCCCAACAAGUAUUUUUUCAUUAUUUUUUUUUUUUUUUUUAUUGUUUAAUAAUUUUUGAAGAACAGGCUGUAAAUAUCCUCCUCAAUGGAAUAGUGUUGAUGGUGAAGCACUUGAAUUAUCCAUUGAAUUAUCCACUGUCUUGUGUGAAAUGUUACGGGGAGUGGAAUACUACAUGCAUCAUGACUCGCUGUCCACCACUGCCACCUUGUCUGGACCCAGACUUACUCAAUAAAACCACCAACAGAACUCUCAAACUUAUUUUCAUUUUUAAAAUUUGCAUGAAAGCUAAAUUCAUUGUCUGUUUUAAAGAUAAUUUGUGUGUAAGAUGAAUUUAUUUUACAUAAAAAACCUAUAAAGAACUAUUGUGUGGUGUACAAAUCAGUGUACAUAGUUAUAUUUAUUUGGCACUCUAUGAAAACUAGUACUGCCAAAACCUGUACAUUACCAGAAAUUAAAAAAUAAAAAUAUAAUAAUUUUCUUUUAACUCAGUAAUUUCAACAUACAUAUCUUUGAGACACUCACCUUAAAUUAAAGGAAAUUAUAUACUGUACAUACAACUCUUAAGUUACUAGUUAUGUCACCCUGUAGGACCUGUGCCACAGCAGUGCUUGGUGCCUGGCACCUCCUGGGUGAUGUCCACCCUCCGCGCUGCAUCACACUGAUGGAUACUAAACAAACUUCAUUAACAGCCGUCCCAUAGUAUCACCCUUUCAUUCAGUAAACAAUGAUACACAUACUCUUAAUAUGAUUCUCAACUCCCGGACAAUUUUGUUCAUAUUUUGUUGAUAUAAUGCUCAACAAUAGUUUAUUUAGACUCAGCAGUUCAAGUAGUACUAUUAUGGUGAGCCAUUGGCCACCAUACCUGUGAGUGCCUGGGGGGCUGCUGGUGACUAGGUGUUGAAAGAACCAGUGAUGGAUGGGUUGCGAGAGAUCCUGUGCCUGAGUGUCAGGGAGCCACCAGGGUACUUGUCCUUGCGGCGCAACAUCCACACACUGACACACACCACCACUAUUGCCAUCACCAAUAACAACACCAGAGCCAGCAGUGCCCAUGUGGCCACAGAGAAUGCAUAUGACACUUCAGAUGUGGAGUCCACGUGAUAGAGAGUCUGGUGCCAUAGAUUCUGCUCCUGAAAUCAGGGUUAUGUUUAUUUGAGUCCUCAGCAGUGACAGCUGUAGUGUGUAUCCUGUAGAUAUUGUUAAGAAUAAACAGUCUAUUGUCACCGUGCA
Portunus trituberculatus (swimming crab) is the source of this 2236-nucleotide messenger RNA. Its product is annotated as cytochrome c1, heme protein, mitochondrial-like. Gene Ontology annotation, biological process: mitochondrial electron transport, ubiquinol to cytochrome c. The annotation marks the transcript as partial. Lineage: Eukaryota; Metazoa; Arthropoda; Malacostraca; Decapoda; Portunidae. Gene Ontology annotation, molecular function: heme binding; electron transfer activity. The record is from RefSeq and is a predicted model, not a curated record. The transcript has 7 exons.